AAUGAUGAAAUGAGAACGGGGAGGGGAAAGGCCGCGACGUGAGCGCGCGACCUCCGGCGCCAUUUUGUCGAGAAACAAGCGGAGUUAACCGAAGAGGGGGGUCGAGGAGAGCCGGAGUCGGGGACCCAGGAGUUUCCUGUGUCCAGCGUCGCCGGAGCCGCUUGAGGUGCCAUGUUUCAGAACAGAGUAAGACCCCUGGUAAAGAAGAACUGACGACACUGUACGACACCAAAUAUAGGCUAAUUACAAGGAAAGCAUUAACCUGCCUCUGAGGUGACUAAAGGGGAAUAAUGGUGAUUUUGCGCCGGGCUCGGCCGCCUGCUUCCGCCCCAACCAGCAAUGAAUCUUGACUCGCUCUCGCUGGCCUUGUCUCAAAUCAGCUACCUGGUGGACAAUUUAACCAAGAAAAACUACCGAGCCAGCCAGCAGGAAAUACAGCAUAUUGUGAAUCGGCACGGUCCUGAGGCAGACAGGCAUUUAUUACGCUGCCUAUUUUCUCAUGUGGAUUUCAGUGGCGAUGGUAAAAGCAGUGGCAAAGAUUUUCAUCAGACUCAAUUUCUGAUUCAGGAGUGUGCUUCGCUGAUUACAAAGCCAAAUUUUAUCUCUACGUUGUCCUAUGCCAUUGAUAAUCCAUUGCACUAUCAGAAGAGUUUAAAGCCUGCACCCCACUUAUUUGCCCAGCUAAGUAAAGUUCUCAAGUUAAGCAAAGUACAAGAGGUAAUUUUUGGCCUUGCCCUCUUGAAUUCUUCCAGCUCAGAUCUCAGAGGUUUUGCUGCCCAGUUUAUCAAACAGAAGCUCCCAGACCUUCUGCGUUCUUACAUUGACGCAGACGUCAGUGGAAAUCAAGAAGGUGGCUUCCAAGAUAUAGCAAUAGAGGUGCUACACCUCCUCCUCUCCCAUCUCCUCUUUGGGCAGAAGGGAGCCUUCGGAGUUGGACAGGAGCAGAUAGACGCUUUUCUUAAGACACUGCGCAGAGAUUUUCCCCAGGAACGCUGUCCCGUGGUGCUUGCACCACUUUUAUACCCUGAAAAACGGGACAUUCUAAUGGACAGGAUCCUGCCUGAUUCUGGAGGGGUAGCUAAAACCAUGAUGGAGAGCUCUUUGGCUGAUUUCAUGCAAGAAGUAGGCUAUGGCUUUUGUGCAAGUAUUGAAGAAUGUCGCAAUAUAAUCAUGCAGUUUGGUGUUCGGGAGGUUACAGCUGGCCAGGUAGCAAGGGUUUUGGGAAUGAUGGCUCGAACUCAUUCAGGAUUAACAGAUGGAAUUCCAUUGCAGAGUAUCUCUGCUCCUGGCAGUGGGAUCUGGAGUGAUGGAAAAGAUAAAAGUGAUGGGGCACAGGCACACACAUGGAAUGUUGAAGUCUUGAUUGAUGUUCUCAAAGAGCUGAACCCGGGUUUGAAUUUCAAGGAAGUAACUUAUGAACUGGAUCAUCCUGGAUUUCAAAUUCGUGACAGUAAAGGACUUCAUAAUGUGGUUUAUGGCAUUCAAAGGGGUUUGGGUAUGGAUGUUUUCCCAGUAGACCUCAUAUAUAGACCUUGGAAAAACGCAGAAGGCCAGCUCUCCUUUAUUCAGCAUUCCCUUAUAAAUCCAGAGAUCUUCUGUUUUGCUGACUAUCCCUGUCAUACUGUUGUCAUUGAUAUUCUGAAAGCACCACCGGAGGAUGACAAUCGAGAAAUUGCCACUUGGAAGAGCUUGGAUUUGGUUGAAUCUCUACUGAGGCUUGCAGAGGUGGGACAAUAUGAGCAAGUCAAACAGCUCUUUAGCUUCCCUAUCAAACACUGUCCAGACAUGCUGGUAAUGGCCUUACUACAAAUCAACAGCUCCUGGCACAGCUUGCGCCAUGAACUCAUCUCUACUCUGAUGCCAAUUUUCCUUGGAAACCAUCCUAACUCAGCUAUUAUUUUGCACUAUGCAUGGCAUGGGCAGGGACAGUCUCCCUCUAUCCGCCAACUUAUCAUGCAUGCAAUGGCAGAAUGGUACAUGCGAGGAGAGCAUUAUGACCAGGCCAAAUUGUCUCGAAUACUUGAUGUGGCCCAGGACUUGAAGGCCUUGUCAAUGCUGCUAAAUGGUACUCCAUUUGCCUUUGUUAUUGACCUUGCUGCACUUGCUUCACGUCGUGAAUACCUCAAACUUGACAAGUGGCUCACAGAUAAAAUUCGAGAGCAUGGAGAGCCUUUUAUCCAGGCAUGCAUGACUUUUUUAAAGAGGCGGUGUCCUUCUAUUUUGGGUGGACUUGCCCCAGAGAAAGAUCAGCCCAAAAGUGCUCAACUUCCUCCGGAAACUCUGGCAACAAUGUUGGCCUGUUUACAAGCUUGUGCAGGCUUCUCGGGCCAAAUUGACCCUCUUGCUGGAAUGGCAUCUCUUAGUAUAGGUGGUUCAGCUGCCCCUCACACCCAGAGUAUGCAGGGUUUUCCUCCAAAUUUGGGUUCUGCAUUCAGUACCCCUCAGUCACCAGCGAAAGCAUUUCCACCCCUUUCUACUCCAAAUCAAACAACUGCAUUCAGUGGUAUCGGAGGACUUUCAUCACAGCUUCCAGUAGGUGGUCUUGGCACAGGCAGCCUGACUGGUAUAGGAACUGGGGCGCUUGGACUCCCUGCAGUGAAUAACGACCCUUUUGUACAGAGGAAACUGGGCACCUCUGGACUGAACCAGCCUACAUUCCAGCAGAGUAAGAUGAAACCUUCGGACUUGUCUCAGGUGUGGCCAGAGGCAAAUCAGCACUUUAGUAAAGAGAUAGAUGAUGAAGCAAACAGCUAUUUCCAGAGAAUAUAUAAUCACCCACCACAUCCAACCAUGUCUGUUGAUGAGGUAUUAGAAAUGCUACAGAGGUUUAAAGACUCUACCAUAAAGAGGGAACGAGAAGUAUUUAAUUGUAUGCUAAGGAACUUGUUUGAAGAAUAUCGUUUUUUCCCCCAGUACCCUGAUAAAGAGUUACAUAUAACAGCCUGCCUGUUUGGUGGGAUAAUUGAAAAAGGACUGGUCACUUAUAUGGCACUAGGCCUGGCCCUGCGAUAUGUUCUUGAAGCCUUACGCAAGCCUUUUGGAUCCAAAAUGUAUUAUUUUGGGAUUGCUGCACUAGAUAGAUUUAAAAAUAGAUUGAAGGACUAUCCCCAGUAUUGUCAGCACUUGGCUUCUAUCAGUCACUUUAUGCAAUUUCCACAUCAUUUACAGGAGUAUAUCGAGUAUGGACAGCAAUCGAGAGAUCCUCCUGUGAAAAUGCAGGGCUCUAUCACAACGCCUGGAAGUAUUGCACUGGCUCAGGCCCAGGCUCAGGCCCAGGUUCCCACAAAAGCACCUCUUGCUGGGCAGGUUAGCACUAUGGUAACCACCUCAACAACCACUACUGUUGCAAAAACGGUUACAGUCACCAGGCCUACUGGAGUCAGCUUUAAGAAAGAUGUGCCACCUUCUAUUAAUACUACAAAUAUAGAUACAUUGCUUGUGGCCACAGAUCAAACUGAAAGAAUUGUAGAGCCCCCCGAAAAUGUCCAAGAGAAAAUUGCUUUUAUCUUCAACAAUCUCUCACAGUCGAAUAUGACACAAAAGGUUGAAGAACUAAAGGAAACAGUGAAGGAAGAAUUCAUGCCUUGGGUUUCACAAUACCUGGUUAUGAAGAGAGUCAGUAUUGAGCCAAACUUUCACAGCCUGUAUUCAAACUUCCUUGACACACUGAAGAAUCCUGAAUUUAAUAAGAUGGUUCUAACUGAGACCUACAGAAACAUCAAAGUGCUCUUGACCUCUGAUAAAGCUGCAGCCAAUUUUUCAGAUCGCUCUUUGCUGAAGAACUUGGGACACUGGCUAGGAAUGAUCACACUAGCUAAAAAUAAACCCAUCUUACAUACUGACUUGGAUGUCAAGUCUUUGCUGCUAGAGGCUUAUGUUAAAGGACAGCAAGAAUUGCUCUAUGUGGUGCCCUUCGUUGCCAAAGUUUUAGAGUCGAGCAUUCGUAGCGUGGUUUUUAGGCCACCCAACCCCUGGACAAUGGCAAUUAUGAAUGUAUUAGCUGAGCUACAUCAGGAACACGACUUAAAGUUAAACUUGAAGUUUGAGAUUGAGGUCCUCUGCAAGAACCUUGCAUUAGACAUCAACGAGCUAAAACCUGGAAACCUCCUAAAGGACAAAGAUCGCCUAAAGAACUUAGAUGAGCAGCUCUCUGCUCCAAAGAAAGAUGUCAAGCAGCCAGAAGAACUUCCUCCCAUCACAACCACAACAACUUCUACAACACCAGCUACUAGUACCACCUGCACAGCCACUGUUCCACCACAGCCACAGUACAGCUAUCAUGACAUCAAUGUCUAUUCCCUUGCGGGCCUGGCACCACAUAUUACUCUAAACCCAACAAUUCCCUUGUUUCAGGCCCAUCCACAGUUGAAGCAGUGUGUGCGCCAAGCAAUUGAACGGGCUGUUCAGGAGUUGGUCCAUCCUGUGGUGGAUCGAUCAAUUAAGAUUGCCAUGACUACUUGUGAACAAAUAGUCAGGAAGGAUUUUGCCCUGGAUUCUGAGGAAUCUCGAAUGCGAAUAGCAGCUCAUCACAUGAUGCGUAACUUGACAGCUGGAAUGGCUAUGAUUACCUGCAGGGAACCUUUGCUCAUGAGCAUAUCCACCAACCUGAAAAACAGUUUUGCCUCAGCCCUUCGUACUGCAUCCCCACAACAAAGGGAAAUGAUGGAUCAGGCAGCUGCUCAGUUAGCUCAGGACAAUUGUGAAUUAGCUUGCUGUUUUAUUCAGAAGACUGCAGUGGAAAAAGCAGGCCCUGAGAUGGACAAGAGAUUAGCAACUGAAUUUGAGCUGAGAAAACAUGCUAGGCAAGAAGGGCGCAGGUACUGUGAUCCUGUUGUGUUAACAUACCAAGCUGAGCGGAUGCCAGAACAAAUAAGACUGAAAGUUGGUGGUGUGGACCCAAAGCAGUUGGCUGUUUAUGAAGAAUUUGCACGCAAUGUGCCUGGUUUCUUGCCUACGAAUGAUUUAAGUCAGCCCACAGGAUUUUUAGCUCAACCCAUGAAGCAAGCUUGGGCAACGGAUGAUGUAGCUCAAAUUUAUGACAAGUGCAUUACAGAACUAGAGCAGCACCUACAUGCCAUCCCACCAGCUUUGGCCAUGAACCCUCAAGCUCAAGCUCUUAGAAGUCUUUUGGAGGUUGUAGUAUUAUCUCGAAACUCUCGGGAUGCCAUAGCUGCUCUUGGAUUGCUCCAGAAGGCUGUAGAGGGCUUACUAGAUGCCACAAGUGGUGCUGAUGCUGACUUGCUGCUGCGCUACAGGGAAUGCCACCUCUUGGUCUUGAAGGCUCUUCAAGAUGGCCGGGCGUAUGGGUCGCCGUGGUGUAACAAACAGAUCACAAGGUGCCUAAUUGAAUGUCGGGAUGAGUAUAAAUAUAAUGUGGAGGCAGUGGAGCUGCUAAUUCGCAAUCAUUUGGUUAAUAUGCAGCAGUAUGAUCUUCACCUAGCUCAGUCAAUGGAGAAUGGUUUAAACUACAUGGCUGUUGCAUUUGCUAUGCAGUUGGUAAAAAUCCUGCUGGUGGAUGAAAGGAGUGUUGCCCAUAUUACUGAGGCUGAUCUGUUCCACACCAUUGAAACCCUCAUGAGAAUUAAUGCUCACUCCAGAGGCAAUGCUCCAGAAGGAUUGCCCCAGCUGAUGGAAGUAGUGCGAUCCAACUAUGAAGCAAUGAUUGAUCGUGCUCAUGGAGGCCCUAACUUUAUGAUGCAUUCUGGGAUCUCUCAAGCCUCAGAGUACGAUGAUCCUCCAGGCCUGAGGGAGAAGGCAGAGUAUCUUCUGAGGGAAUGGGUGAAUCUCUACCAUUCAGCAGCAGCUGGCCGUGACAGUACCAAAGCUUUCUCUGCGUUUGUUGGACAGAUGCAUCAGCAAGGAAUCCUGAAGACUGAUGACCUCAUAACAAGGUUCUUCCGUCUCUGCACUGAAAUGUGUGUUGAAAUCAGUUACCGUGCCCAGGCAGAGCAGCAGCACAACCCUGCUGCUAACCCCACUAUGAUCCGAGCCAAGUGCUAUCACAACCUGGAUGCCUUUGUCCGACUCAUUGCCCUGUUAGUGAAGCACUCAGGGGAGGCCACCAACACUGUCACAAAGAUUAAUCUGCUGAACAAGGUCCUUGGUAUAGUAGUGGGAGUUCUCCUACAGGAUCAUGAUGUCCGGCAAAGUGAAUUUCAGCAGCUUCCCUACCAUCGCAUUUUUAUCAUGCUGCUCUUGGAACUCAAUGCACCUGAACAUGUAUUGGAAACCAUUAAUUUCCAGACACUUACAGCUUUCUGCAAUACAUUCCACAUCUUGAGGCCUACCAAAGCUCCCGGCUUUGUGUAUGCGUGGCUUGAAUUGAUCUCCCAUCGGAUAUUUAUUGCAAGAAUGCUGGCACAUACGCCACAGCAGAAGGGAUGGCCUAUGUAUGCACAGCUACUGAUUGAUUUAUUCAAAUAUUUAGCACCUUUCCUUAGAAAUGUGGAACUCACCAAACCUAUGCAAAUCCUCUACAAGGGCACUUUAAGAGUGCUGCUGGUUCUUCUGCAUGAUUUCCCGGAGUUCCUUUGUGAUUACCAUUAUGGAUUCUGUGAUGUGAUCCCACCCAAUUGUAUUCAGCUAAGAAACCUGAUCCUGAGUGCCUUCCCAAGAAACAUGAGGCUCCCAGACCCAUUCACUCCUAAUCUGAAGGUGGAUAUGUUGAGUGAAAUUAACAUCGCGCCCCGGAUUCUCACCAAUUUUACUGGAGUGAUGCCACCUCAGUUCAAAAAGGAUUUGGAUUCCUAUCUUAAAACUCGGUCACCAGUCACUUUUCUGUCUGAUCUGCGCAGCAACCUACAGGUAUCAAAUGAGCCUGGCAAUCGCUAUAACCUACAGCUCAUCAAUGCACUGGUGCUCUAUGUCGGGACUCAGGCCAUUGCACACAUCCACAACAAGGGCAGCACACCCUCAAUGAGCACCAUCACCCACUCGGCUCACAUGGACAUAUUCCAGAACCUGGCUGUAGACUUGGACACUGAAGGUCGGUAUCUCUUCUUAAAUGCAAUUGCAAACCAGCUGCGGUACCCAAAUAGCCACACUCACUACUUCAGCUGCACCAUGCUGUACCUUUUUGCAGAGGCCAACACUGAAGCUAUCCAAGAACAGAUCACAAGGGUUCUCUUGGAACGGUUGAUUGUAAAUAGGCCACAUCCUUGGGGUCUACUUAUUACCUUCAUUGAGCUGAUUAAAAAUCCAGCAUUUAAGUUCUGGAACCAUGAAUUUGUACACUGUGCCCCAGAAAUUGAAAAGUUAUUCCAGUCCGUCGCACAGUGCUGCAUGGGACAGAAGCAGGCUCAGCAAGUAAUGGAAGGGACAGGUGCCAGUUAGACGGAACUGCAUUUCUGUUGUAAAUGUGUCAGCCUGGAUGUCCCACAGCACCAAGUCCAUAAACUGGCUGAGGAAUCCUUUCAGCUCUUCCUGACUUUCCCAGCCCUUUGGUUCUCAGGAACCUGCCCCCAUUAGUUUGGGCCAGCUUCCUGUCUAUGUGGGCACGUUCCAAAGUUUAAAUGCAUUUUUUUGACUCUUGGCCAAAAUUUAGAAAAUGCUGUGAAUAUCAUUUUGAACUUGUGUAAAUAUAUGAAAGAGAAAACCUU
Messenger RNA from Myotis davidii, 7598 nucleotides. RefSeq names its product CCR4-NOT transcription complex subunit 1 (gene CNOT1). Gene Ontology annotation, cellular component: P-body; CCR4-NOT core complex. The transcript has 49 exons. Lineage: Eukaryota; Metazoa; Chordata; Mammalia; Chiroptera; Vespertilionidae. Gene Ontology annotation, molecular function: molecular adaptor activity. The record is from RefSeq and is a predicted model, not a curated record. Gene Ontology annotation, biological process: nuclear-transcribed mRNA catabolic process, deadenylation-dependent decay. Bases 340 to 7332 code for a protein of 2330 amino acids.